Molecule: messenger RNA, 933 nt
Organism: Clavispora lusitaniae ATCC 42720
Lineage: Eukaryota; Fungi; Ascomycota; Pichiomycetes; Serinales; Metschnikowiaceae
Gene: PAN6
Product: pantoate--beta-alanine ligase
Biological process (GO): pantothenate biosynthetic process
Molecular function (GO): pantoate-beta-alanine ligase activity
Source: RefSeq, a predicted model, not a curated record
AUGACAAAGACGCCGAUCCAGAUUUUCCGGACUGUUCAACAGGUCCGCCAAUGGAGACACCAGUGUCUUUUGCGCCAGGAAACGGUCGGUUUUGUGCCAACCAUGGGUGCCUUGCACAAGGGCCACUGCCAUUUGGUGGGCCAGAGCUUGAAAGAAACGCAUCGAACCGUGGUUUCGAUUUUCGUCAACCCGUCCCAAUUUGCCCCACACGAGGACUUGGACGCAUACCCGCGGACCUUGGAACGGGACUUGGCGACCUUGCAGACGUCUUUUCUGGGCAAGGGCGUCGAUGCGGUGUUUGUGCCGAAAGUUCUGGAAAUGUAUCCCUCGGGCAUUGUGCUUGACGUGCACAAACAAGUUGGGGCCUUUGUGACUGUGCAUGGCUGCUCGGAGCAGCUAGAAGGCGCACAGAGACCUGCUUUCUUCCGUGGAGUCGCUACGGUGGUGGCCAAGUUGUUGAAUGUCGUUUCGCCUACUAAAGUGUACUUUGGGCAGAAAGACGCCCAGCAGUGCGUGGUGAUCAAGAACAUGGUCAAGGACUUGUUGUUCGACACCGAGGUUAGUGUCUUGCCCACUCUCAGAGAAGAAAACGGCUUGGCCAUGCUGUCCCGCAACGAGUACUUGUCUCCAGAAACAAAGGACCAAUGUGCCAUCAUCUACAAGGGUCUUUGUGCGGGACAGGCCGCCUACCAGACGCAAAAGGAACUGUCACAGGGUCCGGUGAGCUCGAAUCUCAUUUUGGAAGAGAUCCGUCGUGUCUACCUGAAAAUGCCAUCAGACUGGGAGGUUGAGUACAUUGCCAUUUCGCAUCCGGAAACCUUGGCUGACCUUGAGGAGGUGGAUCCAAAAGUCGGCGCCACCGUCUCUACUGCUGUCAGGGUCCCAAAGAAGGAAGGCGGAGUGGCUAGACUCAUUGAUAACGUGCAAUUGUGA